CGGAUGUGUGUCUCAUCCCCUGAUGCUCCCAGCAGCACCUGUCGUCCCAACAUCCUUUGCGUGUCCAAUAUGGAGGAACUGGCGGUGGAGGUCCGCGGCUCCAACGGGGCUUAUUACAAGGGCCUUGUCAAAGAUAUCCACGAUGAUUCUCUCACCAUUGCCUUUGAGAACAAUUGGCAGCCAGAACGCCAGGUGCCCUUCAGUGAUGUCAGGUUGCCCCCACCCACCGACGCCAAGAAGGAGAUUGGAGAGGGCGAGGAGGUGGAGAUCCUCUCCAGAGCAAAUGAUCAGGAGCCCUGUGGUUGGUGGCUGGCUAAAGUUUGCAUGAUGAAGGGAGACUUCUAUGUGAUUGAGUACGCAGCAUUCGAUGCCACCUACAACGAGAUUGUGACCUUUGAGCGUGUGCGUCCCGUCAACACCAACAAGGCCAUCACCAAGAACUCCUUUUACAAGUGCUCAGUCCCGGUUUCUCAGGACCUACAAGAAGCGUGCCAGAUAGAGAACGCCCAUAAGGACUUCAAGAAAGCCGUGGGAGCCUGUCGCAUCUCUUACUGCCCAGAGACCAGCCAACUAGUGAUUGUGUCCACCAAUGAGACAACAGUGAAGCGUGUGUCUUUGCUGAGUGACAUGCACCUGCGCAGUCUCAGGACCAAGCUGCUUCUGAUGUCACGCAACCAGGAAGCUACAAAACACCUGGAGAGCUCCAGGCAGCUGGUGUCGUCCUUCCAGGAGGAGUUCGUCGUGAGAAUGGAUCUGAUGGGUCUGGCCAUCGGCAGCCACGGCAGCAACAUCCAGCAAGCUCGGAAAGUUCCCGGUGUCACUGCCAUCGAACUGGAUGAGGAGACUGGCACUUUCAGGAUUUAUGGGGAGAAUGCGGAGGCGGUGAAGAAGGCCAGGGGCUUCCUGGAGUUUCUGGAGGAUUCUGUCCAGGUGCCAAGGAACUUCGUUGGCAAAGUGAUCGGUAAGAACGGCAAAGUCAUCCAGGAGAUUGUGGACAAGUCUGGUGUGGUGAGGGUGAGGAUAGAAGGAGACAAUGACAACAAGCAGCCCCGACAGGAAUUGACACAGGGAAUGGUCCCCUUCACCUUUGUUGGUACUAAGGAGAGUAUUGGCAAUGUUCAGGUCUUGCUGGAGUACCACAUCUCUUACCUCAAUGACAUAGUGGAGCUUCUUACCGAGGGCCAGCGACUCGAGGAAGAGCUGAGGCUGAAUCUGGAUUUUACACAGGGAACCAGCCUAGCAAGAUUCAGAAUAAGCAACAGCAUGCACACUGGAUGUGAUAUAGAUGAGGUUGAGCAGCUUCGUCUGGAGAGGAUGCAGAUUGACGAGCAGUUGCGUCAGAUCACCCAGGGUUACCGACCCACUGACAGGGAGAGAGGAGAGAGAGGGGACAGAGGAGAGAGGGGGGACAGAGGAGAGAGAGGGGACAGAGGAGAGGGCAGCUCCAAUGCCUCCUCGUCCUCCUUACAUGCCGGACGCUCCUACAACAGUCGUGGCCGUGGACGCAGAGGCCACAGCUACAGCACUGGAUAUGGUACCAACUCAGAGCAGUCCAACGCCUCUGAGACCGAUUCAGAGCGUAAGGAGGAACUCAGUGACUGGUCCCUGGCUGGGGAGGACCAGGACAGGGACAGGGAGAGAGGUCAGCGGCCACAGAGAGAUGGUCGUCGGAGGCCGGGACCCGGCAGAGGCCGUGGAGGAAGAGGAAGAGGAGGAAGAGGAUACAGCAACAGUUAUGCAGGACCCCAGGGCCACGAGGAUAACAAUGCCUACGGAGUCCUGGAGACAAACACUGAGACCGACCACACAGCCGAUACCGAUGCCAGCGAGUCAAACUUGCCCACAAAUCGCCGCAGAAGGUCUCGGCGACGCAGAACCGACGAGGACGCCACACUGAUGGACGGCAUGAGCGAGUCGGACAACGCCUCAAUGAGUGAAAAUGGAAUAGAUGACCCGGAAGCUAAAUCUCAGCGUCGCAACCGUAGUCGACGUCGCCGCAUCCGCCUGCCUGAGGAGAGGCAGCCAGUGACUGUGGCUGACUACAUAUCCAGGGCUGAGUCUCAGAGCAGACAGACGACGUCCAGCGACCCCAAGAAAAACAAGGAUGUGGCUCAGGUGGAAACCAUCGCUGAGCACAGCCCCCCGUCUCCCCCGGCAACCACCAAUGGCUCCAACGACAGCAACGCCGCUGCUGUCGGCGAGGGCGGCGGCGGCGGCAGCAGCAGCAAAGCUCCCAGGUCUCCCAGUGAGAGGCCUGCCAAAGUGUCCUACGAGGACUCAAACCCACAGCCCGUUGUUAACGGACUCUCCUAGUCAGACAGCAUCAAAGGAAAUGGUUUCAAAUAUUUGAACAUGUUUGGCUGCGCUGAAUUUAAUCUCACUGUCUCUCGGAGCAGCCCUCGUCUAAAUACAAAAAGCACUGUUCUUUUUUUUUUUUUUUUACGUUACGAAUAUUUGAAACCUGUUUCACUGUGCAAGUUUUAGAGGUCUAACCCUAAACCCCAUUUUACAUGUGUUCUGUUCCAACUAUCCACUUUACUACAUUUUUUUUACAAUAGUUCUUCCUGUAUGAGCUUGCCAAAGAUAGUCAAACACACUCAGACGUACAUACAUCUCUAUUCAACUGUACCUCUCGGUCCACUCUUCAUUGAGAGCUCAGGGGGAGGUCGGACUGAAUGCAGUAUUUGUAAAAAAAAAAAAACGCAGACAGGGAUUCCAUUCGAACCCAUUACUGUGGUAUGACUUGAGCAGUUGUGUUUUUAUCGGUAUAAACAACAUCAUAGCAGGGUUUUAGAAUAAGAUAUAUAUAUGCCUUUUAACAGGCAGAUGCAGAGAGAAGCUUCCACACCCUUCUUCAGGAUGUUUUGAUGAAAAGUUGUUUGUGACUCCGGCGUUCUGCGCGAGCAGCGCCGCGGUGCACACUCGUUUGUCGGAAACCCCAAGUAUGUCUGACAUACAUGUGAUCAGCUGUUGUGCCUUGAGAGUAGAUUCAACAUGUCGUUGCCUGGCUCUGCACACCAUCUGAGAUCCGCUCGCUCAUUUCCGUGUCACUCGGUCGCCUCCACCUGUUCCCAGCGGAACCAGAGCAGCUGUCUCCUUUGUGCUUCAUGUACUGGCACUGUCGGCAGGUGCAGGCCAACACUGAGACCCUGAUAGGAUUUCAGAGGCAUAUCUUUUUUAAUUCAGAUGUGUCUAUUCUUAAUGUUUGUGGGGCAAAUGAGUCCAGUUAUCUGAGUUUGACAUUAGCUGCUUUGUUUUUCAAUAUGCAACCACUUUGGUCAUAGAAGAGAUGUUACUACAGAGUGUCUGGAAAAGAGAAACAAUGGAGGAGUUGUUUUCUUUGCACUGAAACUUAACCUUUUUCUUUGUUUAAAAAAAAGUUGAUUGUAGUCGAGUCUGGAAAGUCACCUGUUACUGUUUCGUGCUGGACAGAGAUGUAGCCUCGGUGCUUGGUUUCCUGGAAACAUCUCAUUGUUUAACAUCUGCGUUUUCAUCAAAUAUGAAAUUAUACUGUUUGAGAUGAACAGAUUCAAAGCACAUUGUUUUAUCCUUUGAGAUUUCCCCUCUUCCAUGCCCACUGAAACAGAAGUCCUGUUGCAGCAGCGAGAACCAGACGAGCCUGGUGUUGAGAUGUUUCUGGAAAACCAAGCCAAUGUGACGACGAAGUCAUUUUCAGGAUUCUUCCACAGACCAACUGGUUGGAAACUUGUAAUGACUGUUCUAUUUAGGAAGGAGAUUUAUUUGGUUUAUUUAUUUAAAAAGUGUACAGUAUUUAAAAAAAACAAAAGAAAAAAAAUAAGAGAAGCUCUUCUUUUUCUUGACACAACAUGUUGCAGAGGGGUUAUUUUGGAGACACAAGACAAUUUGGACUACUGAGGGUUGUGACAUCCAGUAUGUUUUUUUUUUAAGGAUCAUUCUGGUUGGUUGAUGUGCAAUAUGUUUUGUAUGCAGGUAGUUCUUAAAUAAACUUGAUCUUCUGUAUAGAUCUAAAACCCGA
Molecule: messenger RNA, 3997 nt
Organism: Paralichthys olivaceus (Japanese flounder)
Lineage: Eukaryota; Metazoa; Chordata; Actinopteri; Pleuronectiformes; Paralichthyidae
Source: RefSeq, a predicted model, not a curated record